CAAGUACAUGUGGGUCAGCCUAAACUGACAUGAAUCUUAUAUCAAGGGCGCGAUAUCCUUAUCUUUAACGACUUAAGAGUUUUCUGAUUUCAAAAAUGCAUGUUUAUUAACAACAAUGCUCUUUGUUAUAGUACUGAUCUUCAUUUCACCUUUAUUCGCUGACGACUUCAGCAGGUGCCCCGCCUCCGUCCAACCCAACCAGUACUUCCGUACAUUCAGAGAACGAUGCUAUGAGUUCGCCAUCUACCGAGAGGUGUACUGGGAGGAGGCCUCCAAGGAGUGUUCCCACAAGGGCGGUUCAUUAGCGACUGUCAUCGACCUGGCCACCCAAAAAUUCUUCGAGAACUCGCUUUCCAGUCUAAAAUCCACGAAGCACGGCAUCUGGAUUGGUUUGAAUGACAGAGCUUCGGAAGAUCACUACACUUGGGUGUCAGGAGAGGAAACUCAUUUCACCUACUGGGCCAGCGGCGAGCCAAGCUCUGUGUUGCAUAGAGUGGAGGAUUGUGUCAUAAUGAGAAAUUCUAAAGCUUACCAUUGGGAGGACCAACCCUGCAACCUCUGGCCGAGACAUUACAGUUAUAUAUGUCAGUAUGACAUGUUGCCGACCACCACUAUGACAACAACAACGACAACUACAACGACAUCUACUCCAACGACAACACCAACCACAACACCAACCACUACAACGACGACAACCACAACACCAGCCACAACAACGACGACAACCACAACCACAUCACCAACCACAACUACUACAACUACAACUACUACCACACCCUGUCAACUGCUCUCUUGUACCCUGGACUGCUCUCUGAAUGGCUUCAAGACUGACCCUGACGGAUGUCCAGUGUGCACGUGCGACUGACGGGACCGAAAAGACGGUUUUUUACAUCCGUUAAAUGGUUUUGGUGUUGCUGGUGAUCAGAUGAUCGUGAUUAACUUUUGGAAAUAAAACUGAGGUUCAGGUCCA
Molecule: messenger RNA, 970 nt
Organism: Haliotis rufescens (red abalone)
Lineage: Eukaryota; Metazoa; Mollusca; Gastropoda; Lepetellida; Haliotidae
Product: lectin BRA-3-like
Exons: 5
Coding region: 116-865 (249 amino acids)
Molecular function (GO): serine-type endopeptidase inhibitor activity
Source: RefSeq, a predicted model, not a curated record